AUGUCGAGCCUGUCAAGUGUUGUCCAAGGCUUGGACGGCAUCACCUCACGUCUCGCAGACCUCGCCGACAACCCCGACAUCCCUUACGAGAGACUCGUCAUCAGCCUCAGCGCCGUCACCACUAUCUGGGAGCUCUAUGUCUCGAGCCGUCAGAUGAAGUGUUACUCGAUCCCUCUGCCACCGCCGGAGCUCCAGCAUCAUCUCAAGAAGGAGACGUACGACAAGGCACAGGCGUACGGCAAGGACAAGCUCACCUUCAAUGUCCGCCAGACCAUGUUCAACUUUGUUCUUGGCGUUGUUGUCAUCAAGACGCGCCUGCUUCCCCAUGCGUGGGACUGGACUGCAAGCUUCAUGGACCUUGUUGGGCUUGACCAGAGCCGCGUCAUCACCCACUCUCUCCUCUGGAUCACGGCCACGUCGCUGGUCAGCGUCAUUCCCAACCUCUUCUGGACUUACCACUUCACGUUCGUCAUCGAGGAGAAGCACGGCUUUAAUAAGACCACCAAGAAGCUCUGGAUUACCGACCAGAUCAAGACGUUUGCCAUUGCAAUCGUGCUCGGCCUUCCUUUCCUCGCUGGAUUCCUCAAGGUCAUCGAGAUGGCGGGCAAGAACUUUGUCCCUUGGCUAAUGCUGUUCAUGAUCUCGGUCCAGCUUAUCCUCCAGAUCAUCUACCCUAUUUUCAUCCAGCCACUCUUUAACAAGCUCACCCCCCUUCCGGAAGGCGACGUCCGCCAGCGCGUCGAGAAGCUCGCCAACAAGCUUCAAUUCCCUCUCAAACACCUCUACGUGAUCGACGGCAGCAAGCGCUCGUCGCACUCAAAUGCCUACUUCUACGGCCUCCCGUGGUCGAAGCAGAUCGUGCUGUACGACACACUGCUGGACCAGAACACGCCCCCCGAGGUUGAAGCGGUCCUCGCUCACGAGCUCGGCCACUGGAAGUUCUGGCACCCGGCGCGUCUCCUCCUAAUCGCGCAGAGCAACCUGCUGUGGACGCUCGGUCUCUUCGCAGUCUUUAUCCACAACAAGUCGCUUUUUGCGUCAUUUGGCUUUGACCCGCGCCUUGCCGUCGGGUCGCCUGUUGGUGGGCCCCAACCCAUCCUCAUCGGGUUCACGUUGUACCAGCUCCUCUUUGAGCCCCUCGACACUUUCGUUAAGUUCUUCAUCAACUCGAAGACGCGCAAGUACGAGUACCAGGCCGACCAGUUUGCGAUGGGCCUCGGACACGCCAAGGACCUCGGCGCCGCACUCAUCAAACUGCACAUUGAGAACCUCUCGUCGCCGCACAGCGACAAGCUCUUCUCCAAGUACCACCACUCGCACCCCACCCUGCCCGAGCGUCUGCGCGCGAUGAACGAGUACAAGGGUGGUGACUGGCUCUCAAAGAACCAGUCGUCCAAGGUCGAGGAGAUCAAGGCGAAGGAGAAGAAGGAGCUGUAG
Cutaneotrichosporon cavernicola is the source of this 1437-nucleotide messenger RNA. RefSeq lists its product as uncharacterized. Bases 1 to 1437 code for a protein of 478 amino acids. Gene Ontology annotation, cellular component: endoplasmic reticulum membrane. Gene Ontology annotation, molecular function: metalloendopeptidase activity. The transcript is spliced from 7 exons. The record is from RefSeq and is a predicted model, not a curated record. Gene Ontology annotation, biological process: CAAX-box protein processing. Lineage: Eukaryota; Fungi; Basidiomycota; Tremellomycetes; Trichosporonales; Trichosporonaceae.